AUGGCAAAUCCACUCAGCAAGUUUACUAUAGCUGUUAGCGGCUCACAGAAAGGAUAUACUCAAGUAAAUCUCGAGUCUUUAAUAGCUAGCAAUGGAGGAGCUUUCGUAAAAGCCAUUGAGCCUGGAACCACUCAUCUCGUUACUACCCAGGCCGACGUAGACAAGCGGUCCGCAAAAGUACGAUCUGCGCAAGCUUCUGGUAUACACGUCGUAUCACUCGACUGGCUUCUUGAAUCCAUUGAGUCCAAGAAAGCUCUCGCGGAAACGGGUUAUGUCUUUGGUUCUAUUCAACCAGCCCCUACCACUACCACAGUUGCCGGAAAGUCGGCGGAUGGCUCAGAUCCUGCUCAACCUCCUAGAAGGAUGUCCAAACGUACCGCAUCUAAUCUGAAGGAUAUGGCAAAGAAUGAGGACCAGGAGGAAGAAAAGCCGGCGCCCAAGAAGACAAAAGGUAGCCAGGGCAAGAGCAAAAGGAACGAAGACCAAGAUGUGGAUAUGGAAGACGCACCCCCGAAGGCGGCAGAUGGAGUAAAGACAGUCAAGGGGGAGGAUGAAGAGGACACUAAGGACGCGGCAAAACCGGAGGAGAAAAAGGCCAAAGCUUCGACAAAAGGCAAGGGAAAAGCCAAGAAGGAGCCCACCCCAGAGCCAGAGGAAGUAAAGCCUAAAAUGAAGACUGUGAUAAAGAAAGGCAAAGCUCCAGUCGACGAAUACUGUCCAUUAGCCAACAGAGUCCAUGUUUAUGUGGAUGGAGCUGGCGUUGUUUACGAUGCAACUCUUAACCAGACUGACAUUGGGAAUAAUAACAACAAGUUCUACUAUUGCCAGCUGCUCGAGUCGGAUCCGAACAUAAACAAAUCCUACAGUUACUCUGUUUGGGUUCGCUUUGGCCGUGUUGGCGAGAGAGGGCAAACAAAAAUGUAUGUUGAGGAUGUGAGUCACUCUCAGGCUCUAUCAGUAUUCCAGAAACAGUUCAGGAGCAAAACUGGUCAGCCUUGGGAAAACCGUGCGGAUGCCCAUGGUGGGCCUAAAAGAUAUGCAUUCUUGGAGAGAAAUUAUGAAGAGGCCGAAGAAGAGGAUGCAGAUGAGGACGCUGGAGGUUCGGCCGGAGGGGAGGCCGCAAAGCUAGUGAAGAGUAGCUUGGCUAAGCCCCUUCAAAACUUGAUGCAGUUGAUUUUCAAUACAGAUAUCAUGCAACAAUCCAUGGCGUCUAUGUCUUAUGACAGCAACAAACUCCCUCUCGGAAAGUUAUCGAAGGAGGUUAUCUCUCGUGGAUACCAAACUUUGAAGGACAUCGGUGAAGUCAUUGAACAGAAGCCUGGCUAUCUCCAAAAGUUCUCGGAUUUUGGUAGCAACCGCGUGGAAAUCUUAAACCGCUUAUCCAACAGAUAUUACACUGUCAUUCCACAUAGUUUUGGCAGAAACGUCCCCCCUGUCAUCGAUAGCGGCCCCAAACUAAAGAGGGAGGUUGAGCUGAUUGAGAAUCUCAGUGAUAUGGCUCUAACAACCAAGAUAAUGAAUGAUACGAGAGUUGCUAGCACUGACGGCAUUCAUCCGUUGGAUAAACAAUUCGGUAGUCUGGGUCUUAACGAAGCUAUUCCCCUGGAUAAAUACACUCCGGAGUUCAAGAACCUCGAAGCCUAUGUUAAAAAGACACAAGGAAAGACUCAUCGCAUGAACUUGAAAGUGGAGGAAAUCUUCCGUGUUACCCGCUCAGUAGAGGAGGAACACUGGCAAAACGCUGGCUGGGACAAACUUGCUUCUGAUAAUCGUUAUCUUCUUUGGCACGGUUCCAGAACAACCAAUUUUGCGGGAAUUCUAAGCCAAGGGUUGCGUAUUGCCCCGCCAGAGGCACCAGUGAAUGGUUAUAUGUUUGGUAAAGGCAUAUACCUUGCUGAUAUCGUUUCCAAGAGUGCAAACUACUGUUGCGCGGGAUCUUCUAAUAACACAGGACUCUUGCUCCUUUGUGAGGCACAGCUUGGUGACCCCAUGUUUGAAUUAAAUGGAUCAGAUUACAAUGCUGCCCAAAACUGCGCCAAAGCAAAUGCGCUCGCUACCAAGGGACUUGGUCGAUCUGUGCCUCUUAAAUGGGAAGAUGCUAGUGUGGUGAAUGAGAGCUUAAAAGGGGUUAAAAUGCCUGCGGUUACUGCGCCCGAGGCCAAUAUUACAGGAGAUGAUCCUACCAUAAAACAAGGAAGCUAUCGAUCUUUGCAGUAUAACGAGUACAUUGUAUACAAAACGAGUCAGGUUAAGAUCAGGUAUCUUUUCCGGUGCAGGUUCAAUUAG
Morchella importuna is the source of this 2286-nucleotide messenger RNA. RefSeq lists its product as uncharacterized. The record is from RefSeq and is a predicted model, not a curated record. Lineage: Eukaryota; Fungi; Ascomycota; Pezizomycetes; Pezizales; Morchellaceae. The transcript has 10 exons. Bases 1 to 2286 code for a protein of 761 amino acids. Gene Ontology annotation, molecular function: NAD+ poly-ADP-ribosyltransferase activity.